AUGAACACAACAGUGCUAAUAAAGGAUAUAUUUUUGAAACUCUACCUUCACUGCGACAGGGUCCAAUUUAACCAUUUUUAUCAAUGUUACUGCAUCAAUAAGCACAACGGGUUCAAUAGCAUUGCCAACUUACCUAUCCUGUCAACUCUAAACAACUCUAUCUUCUUUUCAACAGAAUCAGAUUCAGCCAUGCCAACUGAUGUUACCAAAGCAAUGGAUGCAACAGCUCCGAGUUGGCAAUCAAUUGUUGGAACUGAGGCCACCACACCAAUAAAUGCACCAUCAGGGUCCGAUUCAAUGAUUCCAUCUGAUGGCGCGACAGCAAUGAACGCAACGGAGUCACACUCAGCCAUGCCAACUGAUGUUACCAAAGCAUUGAACGCAACGGGGCCGGAUUCAAACAUUCCAACUGACGUCACCACAGCAUUGAACGCAACAGCAGGGUCCGAUUCAAUGAUUCCAUCUGAUGAAGAGACAGCAAUGGACGCAACGGGUCCGUUUUUCCAUCCUGGGGAGACUUUUUUUAUCUUCGAUUAA
Messenger RNA from Ixodes scapularis (black-legged tick), 537 nucleotides. RefSeq lists its product as uncharacterized. The record is from RefSeq and is a predicted model, not a curated record. Bases 1 to 537 code for a protein of 178 amino acids. The transcript has 8 exons. NCBI's taxonomy places the organism in Eukaryota, Metazoa, Arthropoda, Arachnida, Ixodida, Ixodidae.